This is a messenger RNA of Falco peregrinus (peregrine falcon), 7894 nucleotides long. It is a transcript of the gene CPZ, whose product is annotated as carboxypeptidase Z. Gene Ontology annotation, biological process: proteolysis. Lineage: Eukaryota; Metazoa; Chordata; Aves; Falconiformes; Falconidae. Gene Ontology annotation, molecular function: zinc ion binding; metallocarboxypeptidase activity; protein binding. Bases 364 to 2148 code for a protein of 594 amino acids. The transcript has 11 exons. The record is from RefSeq and is a predicted model, not a curated record.
UCUCAAAGCCUUUUGCUUUCCAAGCUCAAAUGCUAGCUGAAAUCUGACGCCUGGACUGCACAUACUGUGAGACGUGGGCAUGCCCUUGCAGUGCACUGAUUUCCUCUGCAGCUUGGAGAGCCAGAGCCGCGCUGAGGCUCGGCUCCAUCAGGCAGCGAGUGCCACAUCACUGCACGGCCUGCACAAGGGGCUCCAGCAUGGUCCUGAGGCUCCUGCUCCUCCUCGGCGGGCUGCUUAGGGCUACCGAGCCGACACCCCCGCUGUGAAACUGGCCAAGAAACCCUAGGUCAAUGCCAAACCGUACAGAAAGCAAAAUGUGUGGACAUUGCUUUAAGUUCUUGUACUGAUGUUGCCUAUACUCAAAUGAUGUAUCCUAAUUUUCUGGAUCAGAAGUCUCGAGAAGUGAUUGAGUACAGCUCCGAGUACAUCCUCAUCAGUGUGCUGCACAACUUGCUCCAGGGAGAAUGCAAUCCGGACCUGAGGCUCUUGGGCUGCUCAGUGCUGGCCCCACAGUGCGAAAAGGACAAAGUUAUAAAGCCCUGCAGGCAUGUCUGUGAAAAUCUGAAAAAAAAUUGCCUCCCUGCCUUUGAUGCAAUAGACAUGGCUUGGCCGUACUUCUUAGACUGUGACCGCUUUUUUGCUGGGGAAGAAGAGGGAUGUUUUGACCCGCUGGCAAAGCUGCGAGGGGAAGUAGAUGUGGAGGAAGAUUUGCCUUCAGAUUUGCCAGCAACUUUUAUUCAGUUCAAACACCAUUCUUAUUCCCAAAUGGUGAGCACAUUAAAGAAGACUGCUUCUAAGUGCUCCCAUAUUGCAACAACUUACAGCAUAGGUCGCAGUUUUGAAGGAAAGGAUCUUUUUGUGAUUGAGUUUUCAACCAAGCCUGGACACCAUGAACUGCUUAAGCCAGAAUUUAAGUACAUUGGCAAUAUGCAUGGAAAUGAAGUUGUGGGGAAAGAGCUGCUAAUAUACCUCGCACAGUAUCUGUGUUCGGAGUAUCUUCUUGGGAACCCUCGCAUCCAGACCUUGAUUAAUAAUACCAGAAUUCAUCUCCUACCUUCACUCAACCCUGAUGGGUAUGAACUGGCUGCAGAAGAGGGAGCUGGUUACAAUGGAUGGGUCAUAGGACGACAGACAGCUCAGAACUUGGACCUGAACAGAAAUUUCCCUGAUUUGACAUCUGAGGCUUACAGAAGAGCUGGGAUUCGUGGGGCCCGCCUUGACCACAUCCCCAUUCCACAAUCCUACUGGUGGGGUAAGGUGGCUCCUGAGACAAAAGCAGUCAUGAAGUGGUUGAGGUCUAUCCCGUUCGUGCUCUCUGCCAGCCUCCAUGGGGGUGAGCUGGUUGUGACCUAUCCUUAUGACUAUUCAAGGCAUCCUAUGGAAGAAAAAAUGUUCUCCCCUACACCUGAUGAGAAGAUGUUUAAAAUGCUGGCUAAAGCCUAUGCAGAUGCACACCCAGUCAUCUCAGACCGAUCCGAACUUCGUUGCGGUGGAAAUUUUGUAAGACGCGGAGGUAUUAUAAAUGGUGCUGAGUGGUACAGCUUCACUGGAGGUAUGGCAGAUUUUAAUUACCUUCACACAAAUUGCUUUGAAGUCACCGUGGAGGUAGGAUGUGAGAAGUUUCCUUUAGAGGAAGAACUGUUUACAAUCUGGCAUGAAAACAGAGAUGCCCUUCUGAAUUACAUGGAAAUGGUUCAUCGGGGAAUAAAAGGAAUUGUGUCUGAUAAGUUUGGCAACCCAAUAAAAAAUGCUCGUAUUUCAGUCAGGGGCAUCCAGCAUGAUGUCACCACAGCUGCUGAUGGAGACUACUGGCGACUCCUGCCGCCAGGGACAUACAUAAUCAGCGCCCAAGCGGCAGGAUACAGCCGGGUGAUGAAGAGGGUCACCCUUCCUGCCAAGAUGAAACGGGCUGGGCGAGUCGACUUUGUAUUGCGACCCGUUGAGGCUUGGCCCAACAAGCUCCUUCGCCGCUCAAUGGAAGACCUGUAUGAUCCAUACGACCCACUGGAACUUUUUGACCCUCACGCCCAACAUGGGCAGCCCGAGGCUCGAGGUGCAUCACCGCCAGGCAGGGAGAAGCCCUGGUGGUGGUCUUACUUCAGUUCUCUAGACCUGCACAAACCUCUGUGGCUGCUCAAGCAUCAUUGAAGAGCAUUACGGUCCUCUGCUCACCUCACUCUGCUGCCCUUCCACCCAACUCCAGGCACCCUCGCUGCUUUUGGCAAUAUUUAAAUCUGUUUCGUUUGAAAAUAUAAUGUUAAUUUGAGCGCGCUUCUUUUAUUUUCUCUUCAUACACAACUGAGUAUAUUCAAGUGGUUUUAUAUAUUAAAAACAAUGGUGCACAUCCAUUCAAAGGCCAGGUUUUAAGCAUUCUUUUCUUGGUAAUGUUCUGUGCUCUGCCCAUGUAGUUAAUCAUCAUAUUCAUUAUUUAUUAGAUUCUAAGUACCUGCAGGAAAAUAUUCCUGAUCCUUUAAUGCAUUUUUGUACAUGUCUUAGCACAUUAAUGACUAUAUACUAAAAACAACUUUCAGAAACAUUUAGAAAACUCUUUUCUUUCCUCCUUUUGCAUUAUUUUAGCAUACUAAGUUCAGUUCAGUAACUCUUGCAAUACAGCUCACAAUUAUUAUUAUUUUUUAAUCCAUGAUGUGAUUUAGCAUUGAUUUUGGACAGAAAAAGAAAAAUAUUAGGAAUCUGAAAAUAAAUAUGCAUCUAAAUAAGUAACAUGUUCAGUAGAAUGGGCUGCUCAUAGGCAGGUCAGUAUCAAUAAUAACACAUUUUCCUAAGUAAAUUUUCAGAAGUUAUCCUUUGAAGACAUAUGUAUUAAAAGUGUUAAAUCUUUACAGCCUUCCUCCUUUGAAAUCUUUUGCACCGUGAGUAGGCCCAUCAAAUGAAGAAAAAUUCUUGGAAAGCAAAUUCUGUUCCAAGGACUUUGAAUAUCCAAUUUUAUGUUGUUUAAAUAUUAAUAUAAUUUGAACAGUUUGUAAUCUGUUAAGCAAGUAGAUUUUUCAUCUAAUUCAGCAAAAUACUGAAAAGUACUCUUACCGCUGGAAGUACACACAUCCUAUGAUAUAGAAAAGUACAUGAGAUAAUUUGAGAGUUCAGGUUACAAUACGACAUAUUACACUAAGAUUGUUAGUGCCAUACACUGUUUUGAGUCUACAUACUUGUUAAUGAAACAUAGACACCAAAGAAAUCACAAACUUCUUUUCAAGACAGUUGGGUAAAGCUAGGUGAAUAGCGUUCUUGCAAGAUGCUGUCCUUUCUCAGACAUCAGAUGUAAUGAUUUUUUAGGGUGACUCAAAAAAAUAUCCUUAAUUUUGAUCAAACACGUAGGCCCACACUUCCUUUUAGCUUGAACUGGAUAAUGAACUCUAUAAACCAAUAGUGUUUCCUCAUUUAAAUGCCACAGUGUGUGAAUAUGGUGAUGGUUUGGAGCUGAUGUACUUACUGCAGGAGCUGCUGGAUUAGCUUUCAGGAUUGCCCUUUGAUUUCAAAAACUUUUUUGCUCAUCUUAGGUAAAGAAAUCGACAUUGCAUGAAUCCUAUAUAGUCCAUGUGCACAUCUCUCAUGCUAUAAUCACCUAAGGAGACCCAAGAGAUGAAUGAUCUUAAUUCUGCAACCAGAUGCUACACAUGCCUAAGGACCUUAUUCCCAUUUGUAAUCUGAUUGAAGUUAGGAAUCUGUUAUUCAUGAGUUUGAGUCUCUGCAGGACUGGAGACUGUAAAAAUGAAAGAAAACAGUUUCACAGUAUUAACAAAAAGUAAUUAUAUGGGAGUGAAUGUACUGCAUGCACAUGGACAAGUGUUCCUUGCCCAGGCUUGCCAACUUAAAGAAACUCUGAAUCCUAAAUAUGCUAAAGUGAGCAAGAGAUACACCUCCAGUCUUUAUUUCCAGUAAUAGGUAUUACUACUGUUUUCUGUGGUCAUUAUUUUCAAAGCCACCAUCCUGUGAAAACAGUGGUAAAACUAACAAAAAAAGAACAAUAUCCCAAGUUGCUGGCUAUUGGCUACUCUUUUUAUGCACAUAAUGUAUUGCACACUUAGAAAGAUGUUUUCUGUAAGUAUUUCCUAGAUUCUUACAGGGCUAUUUAGAAUUUUUGCAAGUAAUCACAGUAAAACCAAGGCCACUGAAAUGCAAAACAGGAUGACUGCACAGGAAAUCCAUUUCUUUCCUGGAUUCCCAAGUUGAAAUAGCAGAUGGCAUUCAAGACUUGGGAAAGAUUUGCAGGGAAAAUUGUAAAGCUGUGUUAUGUUUGAGAGAGUUUGAAAAACUAGUAUUCUACACUACUAUACCACUAAUGUGAAAUCGGUAUGAUAGAGCAAGAGUAGCCUCCCUGUGCCUUUCUACCACAUCUGCAAAAAGAGGUGUCCAGUAGAAAGUUAAGAUCAAACUUCUGCUAAUUCACACACAACCACCUGUAUGGAUGGGAUGUAUUAAAAUGCAUUGAAACAACUAUGAGGGUCUUGGGAAUAGGUAUGCCUUAGUCUUUUGGAAUUACUUUUUUUUUCCUCCCCAAGAUAAAAUCUUCUGUUUUCAGGUCCUUGGAAGUGGGAAAGACUGCCAGAACUCCCUGGGUGGCUCUCAAAAAUCCAUUUUGGUUUAAAUUAGAUUUAGGACAUCUUUAUUGGUGCCUUGAGGUAAGAAAGAAAGAAAAGGAAGAAAGGGAAAAAAGGGAAGGAAGGGAAGAAAGGGAGGGAAUGAAAGGAAAAAGGAAGGAAGGAAGGAUUGGUCAAAAACAGCCAAAUAACAAUGCAGCCAAACUUAGCAUCAUCUUUCCAUUUUUAUUUGGGAUUAAUAUAGAUUCAGUUCUCCAUUUAUCUGGGAGAGAAAGUAUUGGCUUGAAUUUAUAUCCUGGAUUAGGUUACAUAAAUCUUCAAUAUUUAUUUAAAUCAAGAAAUGUGUGUUUAAUAGAUAGUUUUGCUUUAAAAAACCCAACUAAACAACCCAUCCUACAACUGUAAUAUAGUUAGAAGGAUUGUAAGUGGUUGUGAAGUUCAAGCAACUGUAGGCAGCUCUGUAACUAAUGUAUGAAAAUGAACACAGCAAUCAGCUCUCUCAUGCACCUCUCUGGAAGAUACUUAUGUGCAGAGUUCAACAGAACAUAUAGUUAGAAGUAUAUUAAAUACUUUUUGAAUAGGAAGAGGGAUUGAAAUGCUUUAGUGAGACAUGCCCUCCUAAGCUGAAGUACAAGUAACACAGGAAAAGAGUGAAAACCAACCAAAGUUCCCUGGCAGUCUCCAUCAUGCUUAAACCAUGCCUUACAGACUGGGCUUGGCCUUUUUCCAGUGCUACUUUGGAGCAUGACAGGUUCAGCAGUCAGACGGUGCUGUCAGGAAUUAUAGUGUGUGUUCAUGAGACUCCCUCUCCUUUUAAGUCAGAGUCUACAUAAUUUUUUCAAUUACCUUCCAACCACAUAUUGAACAGUAUUGAUGUAUGUUUUUGUAACAUCCUCCUUAAUAAUUAAUUUCCUAGUCUCCACAUUUGUUUCAGAGGGGAUCUUCUCUACCAUGGAGCCAAACUUUUUCUGCACAAAGCAAUCACAUCAAUAAACGUUCUGAUCUGCCAACUGUCCAGACCUCAUUGCUCUGCCAGCAAUGAAUCUUCCCAACAAGUUCAAGCACGCAAAUCUAACUAAAAACAUUACAAGCAUAAAGAGCAAAGAGAAAGGUCUGCUUAAGUCAUACAUGCUAAUUCUUUCAUUCAUAUGGCAGAAAAAAUUCAAGAACACAUACAGAAAAUAUCAGGAGACAAAUCACAAGCUGUGUGCAUGAAUUAUAUCAAAGAAGAUUUGAUUCUGCUUGUUCCAUUCAUAAAAACAUUUUAGAGCAAAAAGAACAGUAAUAGACAAAGACAGAAAAGUUCGCAGCUGGUGACAUCUUCAUCUCCUGUAACAAAAUGAUGUACCAGUCUUGGGCCACCCACAUAUAGGAACGAGCAUCUUUAUUUUCCUAAAGAUAGAAAAGAAGAGAGAGAUGUCUUAAGCUAACUGCCUGAAAACAAAACUUUAAGUGUCAAAAUCACUGACUAAUGGAAGCCCUUCCUGCUAUCAUUUUUCAUAGUGUUUAUACAGUUCUUCCUUUCAUGCCCUAGUUUAGCAGCUCAAGGGAAGCACUCCAAAACAAUAUUGCAGUCUUGUUUGAAGUUCUGCGAACCAGCUGCCGAGCAGAGUUUGUCAAGCCAGUGCCAUUUCUUUGUGUCCAUCCCUCUAGUAUUGCACUACAAUUCAAAAACAAGUCAGAGAUGUCUUUAGCACUUACAAAAGCAGCCGUUGAAGUGAGACAAGACUAUGUCUCCACAGUGAUGCCUGCAGACAGACUAGGAGAUCUCUGUGAUGGGUGGGCAUCUGCCCCGCAGCAGAGAAGCACUGAAGAUUCAGCCUCCAGGAGACAAGGAACAACAGGGAACGGAGCCAUUCAGGUGGCUUGGAUGGAAAUGUCAGCUGAAGCUGAUACCCCUUUUUACAAAGCUCCUGUCAGAGGUACUCCCACACUGCCUUCCUUCACAGCUUAAGAUCUAUCUUUUGAAGCUCCCGCAAUGUAAAAGGAGUGGAUGGGCGGCUGUAGUAUACUUCCCCUGCUGUCUUUGUCUUUGCAGCAUAUCGGAGGAGAGAUCCCAUUUGACAUUUGUCUUCUCUGACAUCCUGUACUCUCAAGUCGUGCUGCCAAAGGGCUUCACAUCAGCUUCCUUAUGGACACCUAGACCUCUGCGAGGAGAGGUGUGCUGCUUCCAGCCUUCCAUCACAGGCAGGGGGACACUGGAAGAAGGGCUUCUCUUGUAGGGGCUUUUUGGUGGCUGUGUUGUUUCUGGCUCCAAGCUGCUUAAAUGAGUAUGUGAUGAAUAGGGGAUUUCCCCCCAGUUUGGCAGCUCCUCCUGGCUCCCAGGGGCCACCAGUUUCACGCUGGUACAAAAACACUAGUGGUGUUGUGCCCAUGGUGAUAUAAGGGAAGGAGCUGAAUUCCUCUGCAGCACACCAUCAGGAAGCAUCUCAUUGUAAUACUGGAACUGAACCAGAUGGCCUUUAUGGGCAGAGCUUGGAAGCAUAACAUGACUUUCCCACCCUGUUUGGGGAUGUUAAUAGCACAUAAGGCCAGCUGGCAAGGUGCUGUCAUACCACUGAGCAGGCAAAUAAAUACUUUUACAAAUACAGGAAUUCUAGGCAGGUGAUUGCUUCUGCAGUGUCUGUGUAGAAUUGGAUUACGGAAAGGGAUGUAGCAAUUUUAAAAUAUUUCUAUAAAUUUAUAUAUACAUAUCUUUAAGUGCAUCUAUAACUUCAGUAUACAGGUCCUAACUUUGAAAAGAGGCAAGAAUAAAAACAAAAAUCAUCUGUAACUAAUCUUUGUUAGCAAGGUUUAUUUUACAUGUUGGGAAAAGAGAUUUAGAACUUAAAUAUUUCUCUAAAGGGUUAUAUCAUCUCCUAACUGUAGAGUUAAAAGCAUAGUGAUAGUGGAUGCUGAUAUUGUUUUUACUUUCCUUCUUUCAAAAUGGAAUUUAAACGUUUUUGUAUACUCAGUAAUACAAUGCACAUGCAUCUCUUGCAGUUUUCUUUCUGCCACAAGGUACAUAUUCUUUAUUUUCAUGAAAUGAAUAUUGGCAUUGUUCUAUGCUGGAUCUGAUUAAGCAUUUUUAGGUGUUUUUUUUUUUUUUAAUUUAAAAAAAUAGUGAUUCAAUGACAUGGGCAAGAAAAAGGCAGUAGAGAAUUCUUUUUUUAUGAAGUCAGGAUAUUUAGCUUUUCAUGAUUCAAACAGAAGCACAAUUCUGAAAUAUCAGUUUCCUGCAGGAUAGAAACUUAAUUUUAUAGAUUGCACCCCAUUACAUUUUGAGGAAAAUCUUUCUAAUAUCUGCUUUUUACCUUUUAGGAACUGUCAUGUAGUGUUUGAACAACAGGCUUGUUCUU